CUUUCAAUUGAGAAAAUGUCAUUAGAUGAAAAGGAUUCUUCAAAUUCACACAAGGUGGAUGAAAACAACGCACCAGUCAUGACAUCGUCAGUAAGAUAUGAGGAAGAUUCAACGACAAAUACUCUUUCGACUUCCACUGAUGGUUUGCAUAUCCACAAGAAAUCAUUAACCGGCAAUAUUUAUUUCCCAGGAGUACUACCACGAACUUCUCUACCCCCAAAGGAACUUCCAGUAAUAUCCAAGGAUGAUUAUCUGCCUGAUAGGUGGAGGCCUAAGCCCACAAUAUCUGAAUUAGUUAGUCUUAUUUGGCAGCUCAAGAGGCUACUAUUUGAUGUAUUAAUGCGAGAAGAUAGCUGUUUUUCACCCACAUGGAUACAUUCCGCAACUGAGUUACAACAUAUAUGCGACUGGUUUUUCCGGACUUCCGCUCCUCCCAUUAUGCAAAGGUCUGGGCUUCCUAGUGUGCCUGAAGAGCUAAGUUGUGCAGCCGCACUGUUAGAGUUUAUUAAAGGUCUCCAUGGCAAUGACUGCAGUCCAUUGAUGCACCAAUAUUCGUUAUUAGCUAGGCGAGUAGCCCAGACUGUUAUGCAUCUAUCAUCGGCUGAAAUUUUACGACGAAAUACACCAGUUUAUUAUAGAAAUGCCUCUAAGAGAGCGUCCCACUUGCCAUAUAUCUCUUCUUAUAAUCCUUUAGGGUACGAAGGAUCUACUAUAGGCAUAAUGGGCCCUGAUGAUCUCAGUUGGGUGUAUAGUGACCUAUCUAGUUCUGAAAUGCUUUCUGGUACUACUCCCUUUAUACACAAAGAUACAGGUAGAGCCAGUGUUUCACAGACUCCUUUGAAGCAUUCUAACAAUAUGGUACCUAUACCGCCCGUCAUGCUCCCACAUUAUCAGUCAUAUCCAUCCGCUUACUAUUGCGAUGCAGGGUCUGGCUCAUCCUUUCUUACUAAUCCAAGAAAUGCGAUAGGUAGAUACGACGAGCAGCUAGUUUCAAACGUUGAUACUGGUUUGAAGCAUACACAACAUAGCAGGCUAGAUAGUAGAAAGUUGGUAUUAGAUAGCAGCACCAAUUCAAGUUAUUCUGUAGGACAGCAGAGCGUUGUCAAAGCGCCUAUUAGACAUGACAGCAGCAAGCCAUUUAUAGCAGGUCCAUGGGACGUAUAUAGGGAAGAGUUAUUGCCAGACGUCCCAUCUGCUGCUGAUUGUGAUAACUCUUCUAAUCCAAAUACGACUAGAUAGUUCAUCAGUGGGCAAUCAAC
Molecule: messenger RNA, 1259 nt
Organism: Babesia bovis T2Bo
Lineage: Eukaryota; Apicomplexa; Aconoidasida; Piroplasmida; Babesiidae
Exons: 3
Coding region: 16-1239 (407 amino acids)
Source: RefSeq, a predicted model, not a curated record